AUGACAUGUUCCUGCACGUCUGCAAGUGAAGGACAAGAAUACAUCGUAUUGCAUAAAAAAUUCACUAUCAUCGUCGACCUUGCUGGGAAUGCAUCCAAACACUCUGAGCAGCCUGUCUCUUCUGAUAACAACCUUGAGCUUCCUCCUACCACUUCCGAAAUAUUUCAGAAGUGUCCUCGGUUCCGAAUUCUGGUAAUAGGCAAGUCUGGCGUUGGCAAGUCAUCACUGAUCAGCUAUGCAUUCGGAGUGGAAAAAGAGAUCGUUGCGCACAAUAAGCCUGGCGAAGCCAACAUUGACAAGGAGCUCAUCUCACUGCGGAACGAAAGGUUUGUUCUUCACGAUAGCAGAGGUUUCGAAUCAGGAGAAGAAGGCAACCUUAAAAUAGUCCGAGAUUUCAUUGACCGUCGGAGGAACAUCUCCCAAGAACAUCAGUUGCAUGCCAUCUGGCUUUGCUUCGAAAUUCCCCGUGCAGGUGCACGUUUGCUAGAAACGGGAACGGAGGAAUUCCUGAAAUCGAAAAUCAAUGGACAGCUGGGAAACGUUCCCGUCAUCGUCGUCUUUACUAAGUACGACAAGCUCAUCGCCCGAAUGAAGCGAAUUCUAUAUCAAAACUCUCUCGAUGAAUUGAGCGAUGAAGCCAUCAAGGAACUCGCCAAGAAGAAGGCAGACGCCCAGCUGCAGGAUACCUGCAUUGGACCACUAAAGCAAUUUGCAGGGCUUGAUUUUCCCCACGCUACGAUAUCUAGUGUGAACCAAUCCUUUGACAAGUUCAUGCGUGCUUCUGAAGUGUAA
Suillus bovinus is the source of this 792-nucleotide messenger RNA. RefSeq lists its product as uncharacterized. Gene Ontology annotation, molecular function: GTP binding. The transcript has 8 exons. The coding region runs from base 1 to 792 and encodes 263 amino acids. The record is from RefSeq and is a predicted model, not a curated record. NCBI's taxonomy places the organism in Eukaryota, Fungi, Basidiomycota, Agaricomycetes, Boletales, Suillaceae.